This is a messenger RNA of Meloidogyne enterolobii, 841 nucleotides long. The record is from the annotation of a GenBank genome assembly. NCBI's taxonomy places the organism in Eukaryota, Metazoa, Nematoda, Chromadorea, Rhabditida, Meloidogynidae.
AAGAUUUUUUAAAUUAUUAAAUUCUAACAUGAAAAAAUUAAUUAAAGAUAAACAUCCAUUUGUUGGAGAAGUAGAACUUCGAAAAAUAGCAGUUGGCAAAACAGAAUUAAAUAAAGAACUUCAAAAGAAAAUUCCUAUUCGCGAAAUUUUACGUACAGCUUCAGUUUGGGCUGUCUGGAUUGCGGCAAUUGGAAAUUUUGUUUGUGUUAAUAUGAUGUUCCUUUAUUCUCCAAGUUAUUUAAAUGUAGUUCUUCGCUUUCCUGUGGCACAUACUGGAUUUUCAGCUUCAUUAGCACCUUUAGCCCAAUUUUGUAUUAAAUUACUUGCUGGGUUUACUAGUGAUAAGAUUCGAUUCUUGUCUGAAACAAAUAAAUUACGUCUUUACAAUUCAAUUGCAUUUUUUGGUUCUGGUCUUUUCCUUUCAAUGCUAGCUUUCUUCCCUACAGACCAACCAACUUUAUGUCUAGUUUUAUUAGGAAUUUCAGCUGGAUUGCUUGGAUUUACAACUGGGGGAUUUUUUAAAACUGGGCCUUUGGUAGCAAAACAUUAUGCACUUGUGGUUAUGGGACAAAUUUCUUUGGCAAUUACAAUAACCCUUCUACUAGUUCCAAUUAUGCAAAACACGUUGGCACCACAUAACAAGGCUGAAGAAUGGCGUUACGUUUUUCUAUUAACUGCUGCAGUUUUAACAAUUUCAAAUUUGGCUUUUUGUUUAAUGUGUUCAGCAGAACCAGCACAUUGGACAACUGACGAAUUUUCGAGAAAUGCAUCUAGAAGUAAAAUUCAUACAAUUGAGGAAUCAAUAGACCAAAAUGGGCAAUCAAAGUGGAAUAAUAAUUAA